Tigriopus californicus is the source of this 1775-nucleotide messenger RNA. RefSeq names its product aspartate aminotransferase, mitochondrial-like (gene Got2). Gene Ontology annotation, molecular function: pyridoxal phosphate binding; L-aspartate:2-oxoglutarate transaminase activity. Gene Ontology annotation, biological process: L-aspartate catabolic process; biosynthetic process. Gene Ontology annotation, cellular component: mitochondrion. Lineage: Eukaryota; Metazoa; Arthropoda; Copepoda; Harpacticoida; Harpacticidae. The coding region runs from base 40 to 1365 and encodes 441 amino acids. The transcript has 5 exons. The record is from RefSeq and is a predicted model, not a curated record.
GGCAUUCAGGCGCCAAUCAGGCAAACAGGCAGUCAGUCAAUGGCGACUUGCUGGAGCAAAAUGAACAAGAGCUCAUCCAUCCUUAAGCGAUCUAGUCUCUUGGGACAAUCGAUCCCAUGGCAGCCCAUUAAAAUGGGAGCCCCUUUGUCUGCCCGAGCAUCGUCUUGGUGGUCUGGCGUGGAAAUGGGCCCCCCUGAUCCUAUUUUGGGCGUGAGUGAGGCCUUCAAAAAGGAUACUAAUCCCCUGAAAAUGAAUUUAGGGGUUGGUGCUUACCGAGAUGAUCAAGGCAAACCCUUUGUCUUGCCGUCUGUUCGUGAGGCCGAACGGAUCAUUGCUCAAAAAGGAUUGAACAAAGAAUACGCUCCAAUUGGAGGUGAACCCGAGUUUGGCAGGCUUUCCGCUAACUUAGCAUUUGGCCAAGGAAAUGAGAUUGUUUCAAGUGGACGGAACGUGUCGGUUCAGACUAUCUCGGGCACAGGUGCCUUGCGAGUAGGUGCCACUUAUUUAGCCAAAUGGUUCCCUGGGAACAAAACCGUGUAUUUGCCCAGGCCUUCAUGGGGCAAUCAUACCCCCAUCUUUAAGCAAAGUGGGAUGAAUGUCGAUGGUUAUCGUUACUACGACCCUACAACUUGUGGAUUCGAUUUUAAUGGCGCCAUGGAGGACAUAAGCCGGAUCCCUGAAAAAAGUGUUAUCAUGCUUCACGCUUGCGCUCAUAACCCAACCGGAGUCGAUCCCAAGGAUGAACAAUGGAAAGAAAUGUCACAAUUGGUCAAGAAAAGGAAUCUGUUUGCUUUCUUUGACAUGGCUUAUCAAGGCUUUGCUUCCGGUGACGUUGACAGAGAUGCCUUUGCCGUCCGCCAAUUUUUGGAAGAUGGGCACAAUAUUUGUUUGUCCCAAUCGUACGCCAAAAACAUGGGUCUUUAUGGCGAGCGAGUAGGAGCGUUUACUGUUGUUUGCAAAGAUAAGGAAGAAGCAGCCCGCGUGAACUCUCAAAUCAAGAUCCUCAUUAGACCCAUGUAUUCCAAUCCUCCUGUUAAUGGAUCACGGAUUGUGAGCGAGAUUCUUACCAACACUGCUUUAAACAAGCAGUGGCUGGAAGAUGUGAAGGGUAUGGCUGACCGAAUCAUUACAAUGAGACAGGAAUUAAAGGAUGGGUUGGCCAAUGAAGGAUCGAGCAAAAAUUGGGAGCACAUUGUGGAUCAAAUUGGAAUGUUUUGUUUCACUGGAAUGACCCCUGAACAGGUUGAAAAAAUAACCACGGAAUUUAGUGUUUACAUGACCAAAGAUGGCCGUAUUUCAGUGGCGGGGAUUUCCUCAUCUAAUGUUGGAUAUUUGGCUAAAGCCAUGCACGCUGUCACUAAAUAAGAAGACCGGAAAAAUUGUUGCUCGAAACUUAUCUUGAUUGACAAAGAUGAGAUUGCUAGUAGUUCAACCGUUCAUACAGUAGGUGAUAUAAUCAACGCAACCACCACUUCCACCCAAACCAAAUACAUCAUCCAAAAAUCUAACCAUAUGGUAGAUAACAAAACUAUUUUGGCACGCGAUUGCUAUUAGGUUUGAUCAUAAAUGUUCUUGAAGAGUCUCGAGCCCUGAAUAUUAAAAAUUCCAUUCAAAAGCUUUGAUUAACAAUCCAUUAAAAUAAAUUUGCGAUUCGAAAAGCCUCGAGGGAAAGCUUCAAGUGACAAUGUGGAAAGCCAAGUACAUAAGUGGUAAAGAGAACAUUUUCUCUCUUCCGGUGUUCGUUAUUUCUCAAUAAUAAACGUGUUUAACUUGCA